Molecule: messenger RNA, 2738 nt
Organism: Aegilops tauschii subsp. strangulata
Lineage: Eukaryota; Viridiplantae; Streptophyta; Magnoliopsida; Poales; Poaceae
Product: protein DETOXIFICATION 16
Biological process (GO): xenobiotic detoxification by transmembrane export across the plasma membrane
Cellular component (GO): membrane
Molecular function (GO): xenobiotic transmembrane transporter activity; antiporter activity
Source: RefSeq, a predicted model, not a curated record
UCCUCACAAACUCCAAAUCCGCUGUUGCCCAUUCCUGAUUCAUAGCAGAAAACAGCGAGCUUACGGGAGAGGGGGGCGUCAGCAGAAAACCUGUUCCUCACAAACUCGAAAUUCAGGAACCCAUUCUGAAUCUGAAUCUCCUAUGAAUAAACCACGGGCUGGUUAACUGAUACUACCUUCAUGACAGUGCAUCUUAGGAAAUAAUCCCCUUUUUAUAGUCAGAAGAUACGACACAUGACGACGACAGCGGCCGGCUCCGGCUCCGGCCGUGAUUGAUUCGAUUUCGGUAGCUAUGAGAUGAGAUAUCAUCUACUUACUACGCUUGUAGCUUUCCAACAUUUGACUAUAAUAGUGCAAUCAUCCACGCUUGUAGUUGUAGCUUUCCAACUUUUGACUAUAAUAGGCUCCGGCUCCGGCCAUGAUCGAGCAUGUGCUGUUAACCGUUCCAUUCAAUCUUGCUCCUCAGAUAGUUUAUUGUGUCGGCCGUCUUGAACUUGGCUGCCAAGCUGCCGCCUGUGUCUCACAUGGGAUUCUUUACUCCACUUGACCCAGAGGCACCUUCAACUUGGCUGCCAAGCCAUCGAGUGCCUCCGUUUCCUCUUGGUUUCCUUACUGAAUUUGUCCUCGAGUGGCGGGCCUAUACAACGUUUAUGAGGUUGAUUAGUAGUGUUAGUAUAUGCUUUCACAAACAUGAUAAAUACACCCCUCACUUCACCUGUUAACACCUACCUUCUUCAGAACCAGAGCUUGAGAUUUCAGGUAUGUUGCCAACCAUGGAGGUGCCCCUUGUUGGGGGCAGUAGCAGCACUGAGGAGACAGGAUGCCCAAAAGAGAGCUUGGUGGUGAUUGAGGUUAAGAAGCAGCUGUACCUCGCCGGGCCUCUCAUCACCGGAUGCCUGUUGCAGAAUGUCGUGCAGAUGAUAUCGGUCAUGUUUGUUGGCCAUCUAGGGGAGCUCGCUCUCUCGAGUGCCUCCAUCGCCACCUCCUUUGCCAGUGUCACCGGCUUCAGCCUGUUGUCUGGCAUGGCGAGCAGCUUGGACACACUGUGUGGGCAAGCCUUCGGGGCAAGACAGUACCAUCUGCUCGGCAUCUACAAGCAGAGGGCAAUGUUCGUGCUCACUCUGGUGAGCGUUGUGGUUGCGGUGGUCUGGGCGUACACCGGCCAGAUCCUCCUGCUCUUCGGCCAGGACCCGGAGAUUGCCAUGGGGGCACAGAGCUACAUUCGGUGGAUGAUUCCAUCACUGUUCGCUUACGGACUGCUGCAGUGCCAUGUCCGGUUCCUCCAGACGCAGAACAUCGUCCUCCCGGUGAUGGCGAGCGCAGGCGUCACCGCGCUGAGCCACGUGCUUGUGUGCUGGUUGCUCGUGUACAAGCUUGGGCUUGGCAACAAGGGCGCUGCCCUGGCCAAUGGCAUCUCGUACCUGGCCAAUGUGUCAAUCUUGGCUAUCUACAUCAGGGUCUCUCCAUCCUGCAGGAGCACCUGGACAGACCUCUCAAAAGAGGCGUUUCACGACAUCCUUAGCUUCAUGAAGCUUGCCGUGCCAUCUGCGUUGAUGGUUUGCCUAGAGUGGUGGUCUUUUGAGCUGCUGGUACUUCUCUCCGGACUUCUCCCAAACCCUAAACUGGAAGCAUCGGUGUUGUCCAUUUGCUUGAACACAGGUUCAUUAGCAUUCAUGAUCCCCUUCGGUCUUGGGGCAGCCAUAAGCACCCGUGUUUCAAACGAGCUUGGUGCUGGGCGACCUGAAGCUGCCCGUCUGGCUACUCGUGUGAUCAUGGUUCUGGGCCUCGCGACUGGUGUGUCUUUAGGACUUAUUAUGCUCUUGGGGCGCAAUCUAUGGGGGUACGCAUACAGCAACGAGAAUGAGGUGGUGGAAUACAUUGCGAGAAUGAUGCCGCUUCUUUCCGUGACGUUCAUUUUCGACGAUCUACAAUGUGUUCUUUCAGGUAUUGUUAGGGGCUGUGGCUUGCAAAGGAUUGGUGCUUGUGUGAAUCUCAGCGCGUACUACCUUGUCGGCAUUCCGGCAGCACUAUGCUUUGCCUUUGUCUACCAUCUUGGCGGGAUGGGGCUGUGGUUCGGAAUAAUCUGCGGGAUAGUGGUACAGAUGCUGCUGCUGCUGGGCAUUACCAUGCGCACCAACUGGGAUAAAGAGGCUCUCAAAGCAAAGAACAGAGUUUUCAGUUCGUCCCUGCCUCUAGACAUGACGACAUGAACAUGGAACAUGAUGCAUAAUUGAUCUUGGCCAGGACCAGGACGCUAACUGGGCAAAGGAGAUAAGGAACUUGUUAAGAAUUUAGAAUUGGUCACGGCUUCGUCCCCAUGUUACCAGCAUGGCACACGAAAUGAUCUGAUUUGGUGGUGUUUGUCAUGGAUAUGGCACUAUGGAUGAAAUAGAAUAUGGCGGUAGAUAUUAAUAUGGAGAAGAUAAAAAAAAAGAGAAAGUCUUACAUCGACGAGGCUAAUCAACGGGCUAUGGAGAUGCCCAUCAAUUGAUGAGUAGGGAUUGUCAUGCAACAGAUGCACUAAGAGCUGUAAGUGUAUGAAAACUCAAAAUGAAAAUGAAGUGGGUGUGCAUUCAACUUGUUUGCUCUAGAAGACCUCAGGCAUUUGAGGAAGCCCAUCAUCGGAGUAGACAAGCCAAAUUCUAUAAUGAAAAAUUCCCACUAAUUAUAUGAAAGUGACUACAUAGGAGACUCUCUAUAUGAAAAAUAUGGUGCUACUUUGAAGCACAAGUGAGGAA